GGCACUUAACAGGUCUUGGAGCUCGUCCUCCUGAAGUUCAGAGCAUGUUGAUUUAACAUUGUUUUGAAGUCAGUAUCGUUUUGGACCUUGUCUGUCUCCCCAAAUAGUGCUCAGCAGGAGCCAAGAUGGUGUCUCUGUCUCUGCUUCUUGUCUUCACUUUGAUGUCCCAUUCUCAAGGACAGGGAAAAUCAUCACCCACCGAGGUCAAGAACAAAUCGAGCAAAGAUGCCCGCUGCAGCUUUUUUGGUGAAUAUCGCAUCCAGACUUUCGAUGGGAACUUUUAUGAGUUUCCAGGAAGUUGCAGCUACAAACUGGCCGGCGACUGCUUCAAAAAUUCGUUCUCUCUUUUAGGUAACUACCAGGCUGGAAAACGGAAAAGCAUUUCUUUGUAUCUGGGAGAAUACUUUGAAGUCACUGUAACUUUAAAAGGAGAAGUGUCAGUGAGGAAAAAAAGGAUCUUGCUGCCGUUUGCAUCCCACGGGGUGUUUAUAGGGACAGAAGCAGGUUUCUAUAUCAUAUCAAGCGAUGAACAUGGGUUCACAGUUAGGAUCGACACAAGUGGAAAUGUGGUCAUCAUGCUGUCGCAAAAAUAUUUUAGUCGAACAUGCGGACUUUGUGGCAAUUACAAUAACUUUCCUCAAGAUGAUUACAUAACUCAAGAAGGUUUUCAGGUGGAGAACAGUUAUGAUUUUGCCAACUCUUGGGCAAUGCAUGAUGCUGAGGAACUAUGCAACAGAGUGUCUCCUCCGAGCAAAACCUGCAACAUGUCUUCUGAGGCAAUACAGAAUAACAUUAUGGAAAAGUGCAGAAUGCUCAAAACAAGCCAAAUAUUUGGAAAAUGUAAUGAUCACGUGGAUCCAGAUCCAUUCAUCGCUAGUUGUGAGGAUGAUACAUGCCACUGUGAAGGAAGGAAUUGUCACUGUCAAGCAUUUCUGGAAUAUGCAAGGUCCUGUGCUCAGAAAGGUUUAAUCCUCAAUGACUGGUUUACAGCAAGUGAUUGUGUCCUGAAAUGUCCGACUAGGAUGGAAUAUCAAGCGUGUGUGCCAGCCUGUGAACAAACAUGCAGGAGUUUGAAUAUUAAUCAGUUAUGUCACGAACAAUGCAUGGAUGGCUGCACUUGUGAAGAUGGGAAAAUACUGGAUGGGGACACUUGCGUAGCUUCUUCAGAAUGUUCCUGCAUGCACAUGGGUAAACAGUACCCUCCAGGUUCAAGUAUCUCCCAGGACUGCCAUGCAUGCAUUUGCAGCCACGGAAAAUGGGAGUGCACCAAUGAGGAGUGUCCAGGGGAAUGUUUUGUCAUUGGACAAUCACACUUUAAGAGUUUUGAUGAUAAGUAUUUCACCUUCAGUGGGACAUGCCAGUACUUACUAGCUAAGGACUGUGAAGAAAAUACAUUUUCAGUCUUCAUUGAGAAAGUGCAGUGUGCAGAUGACCCAGAUGCAAUUUGUGUAAGAUCAGCUACACUGAAGUUCCAAGAGCUGGGCAACAUGACUAUAAAACUUAAACAUGGCGGUAGAGUUUCAGUGAAUGGCAUGGAUGUACAGCCACCGCUAAUUCAAGGUGUUCUUCGUAUUCAGCACACUGUUCUGUUGUCGAUUCGGGUGACCUAUGAUCAAGACUUUCAGUUUGACUGGGAUGGAUACGGAAAGGUUUAUCUGAAGCUGGGAGUCAUAUACACAGGUACAACCUGUGGUUUGUGUGGAAAUUUCAAUGGAAAUCAAGGUGACGACUUCCUCACGCCAUCUGGACUUGUUGAAACUGAAACGGUCAAUUUUGGGAACUCUUGGAAGGUGAAUGGAGGCUGUGCUGACCUGAAGCGGAUACAUGCUGACCCAUGCAAUUUAAAUCCCAAGAGAGUGACAUAUGCUGAGGAGGUUUGCUCUGUUCUCCUGUUAACUGAAUUUGAGCCUUGCCACCAUGAAGUGAAUCCUGCACCAUUCCUCAAGAUCUGUCACUAUGAUGUGUGUUCCUGCUCCAAUGGCAAUGAAUGCAUGUGUUCUGCUGUUGCCAGUUAUGCUGCAAUGUGUGCCAAGAAAGGGGUACUUAUUAACUGGAGGUCCCCAAACUUCUGUGAAAUGACUUGUCCUGAAGGUAAGAUUUAUAAACAGUGUGGCACCCCUUGUAACCAGACGUGUAGAUCGAUCUCUAACCCAGACUCGGAUUGCACUGAAUUUUGUCUCGAAGGAUGCUAUUGCCCAUCCAAUCUUUAUGUUAAUGAAGAUGGUCAAUGCGUGCCCAAAUCAGAAUGCUCCUGCUACUUCAACGAUGAAAUCUACAAACCAAAAGAGGACAUAACAUUUGAUUUCACUAUGUGCUAUUGUGAAAAUGGUGUGAUGCAUUGCAGUGCAAGUGAAUUCAUCCACAGUUAUCAACAAAGCAUUUUCUUGAACACAGAAGAAAGUGUCAGAGCCAAACGAGAGAUAAGCUGCAGCCCACCAAUGAGAAGAGUUGUUUGCUCUGAAGAUGAUCCUACAGCACAAGGUAUUGAGUGUAUGCAGACAUGUCAAAACUAUGACUUGGAUUGCGUGAGCUCAAAAUGCACAUCAGGCUGCAUGUGUCCUCACGGGAAGGUACAACUAGCGAACACAUGCAUUUCUCCAGAAAUGUGUCCAUGUCUACACAAUGGCAAGGAAUAUGCUCCUGGUGAAUCUAUCGGGCAGGACUGCAAUACCUGCAAAUGCCUUAAUCGCAAAUGGCACUGCACUGACAAGGUCUGUGAUGGCACCUGCAUCGGGGUCGGUGAGGCCCACUACAUAACUUUUGAUGGUCUGAAGUAUACAUUUCCAGGCAAAUGUCAGUAUGUCCUGGUUCAGGAUAGUUGUGAUGGAACUGAAGGGACAUUUCGCAUAAUAGUGGAACACACUGGCUGUGGCUUGCCAGGAGAAGAAUGUUCAAAAGACAUCACUGUGUUCUAUGAAGGAGGAGAGUUGGAGCUGUUUGGAAAUGAGGUGACCAUCAAAAAUCCGGUUAAGAAUGGAGAUAUUCAGAUAUUCACGUCUGGUCUUUACUACAUAAUUGUAUUGGGUAAAAAGAUUACUGUACUGUGGGACAAGGGCACUCGAAUUUCUGUUCAACUUCAGGGCCAGUACAAGGGUAAAGUCUGUGGAUUGUGUGGUAAUUUUGAUGGAAAUGAAAAUAACGAUUUAGUGGGCAGUGGCAAUCAACUUGAGGUUGAGCCCAUUGACUUUGGGAAUUCAUGGAUGGUGAAACAUCUGUGUGCAGAUGCCUACCAGACACCUUCUCCAUGCAGUGGAAACAGCUUGAAGCAAGCGUUGGUUGAAAAUUCAUGUGAUAUCAUAAAAAGUGGCCUGUUCAGUGAAUGUGCACAGUUGAUCAACCCUCAGCCUUUCUGGGAGAUUUGUGUGUAUGACACCUGCUCAUGUGACUCCACUGGAGAGUGCCUUUGUCUCUGCAAUGCUAUUGCUGCCUAUGCACAUGAAUGUGCACAACUUGGUAUUCUUGUCCAGUGGAGGGCAGCCAAUCUAUGCCCAAUGAGCUGUGAAGAACUGAACAGUGGACAACCAGAAUACGUGUGUGAGUGGAGGUACAAUGUGUGUGCGCCUGCCUGCCCUAGGACUUGCCAACAUCAUCUUCAACAGGAAGACUGCCCUGUGAAGUGUGUGGAAGGAUGUCAUGCACAUUGUCCUUCAGGAACCAUACUGGAUGAGAGUUCACAGAAAUGCAUUGAUCCUGCAUUGUGCCCUGUCUGUGUCCAUGAGGAUAAGCGUAUUCCAGAUGGACAGGCAAUCACUAUCAAUGAAGGAACCGAAGAAUGUCAGACCUGCCUAUGUACCGGAACUUUCUUGCAUUGCCAAGUUUGCCCUCUGCCGAUACCAAAGAUAACAACGACACUGACACCAGAAGUCACUCCUAUGGUUGGUGGCUGCCACAAAGUAAUGGAGUUGGCUUUCUUGAUUGAUGGCAGUAAGUCAUUUUCAAAGAGACAGUUUGAAGAUGUGAAGAGGUUUGUGUUGGCAAUGAUGGAACAGAUGCAGAUUGGCCAGUCGAACAUCCGGGUUUCUGUCCUGCAGUUUCAUUCACGCAUCAACAAACAGUUUGACCUGUGGGAAAAGAAGAGUGUAAGACAACUUAAAACAUUAGUGAGAACAAUGGAAUACAUUGGGGGUUCUAAAUCAAACACAUAUGAAGCUUUGAAACACACAUCAGUUCUUGUGUUUGGAAAGGAUGCAAGGAAAAAGGUUCCCAGAAUAGCCAUACUUGUGACAGCGAGUACCUCAUCCAAUGAUGUUAAAAGGGCCUUACCAUUCGUCAUCAGGAGGAAAGUCACGGUGAUCACAGUCGGCAUUGGGUCAGGUAUAAAUCCAAAGGAAAUAGGCUUGAUAACAGCCAAAUCACCUGGAGGCAAGUCAUUUAUUUUGAAAAAUGUUGAUGAUCUUAAAGAAUAUGAAAGGGCAAUCUUAGAUUAUGUGUGUAGUCGUGGAGCUACCCCCCCAACUCCUUCAACCAUGGGAACACUGCUGCCAGAAACAACCACUUCAAGCACGACUUCACCAUCAGCUGCCCAUUUAGCGAUCACCACCCUAGCGCCGAAUAAAGUAAAGAAACAUGAUGUUGUGUUCCUAGUGGAAGCAUCUGACAGGGUGGGGGAAGGUAACUUUAACAAGACAAAGGAAUUCAUGAUUAAAACUGUUGAAAAGUUCCAUGAAACAGAGCAAACCACACAUGUAUCUGUUGUCCAGUACUCAGAUAAAGUAAAUGAUGAAUUUAGUUUUAUAAGCGUUCAGCGAAGCCAGGAAGUGAUCGAAAGAAUAAGACAAAUGCGGUAUCAUGGAGGAGAGCACACCAAUACAGGCAAUGCUCUAAUGCACAUCAUUGAAGCAACCUUAACAACGCAGAAUGGUGCGAGGGAAGAAGCACCUGACUUGGUGUUUAUGAUAACCAGCAACCCCCCAUCAGACAGUAUCACAAAUCCUAUAAACAAUGUCAAAGAAAGUGAUGUCGCAUUAAUAUCAAUUGUUGUUGGUACUGACAUUGAUAUAGCCGAGUUCCCACUUCCAGUUGUACCAACUAACUAUGACAAUAUUACUAAUAUAAUUGAUGAGGUUUACAAAACUUGCUGCCAACCAGCCAUUACUGAAACCACAGCUGCCACCACAAUGACAACUACCACUGCUACCACAGCAACUACGAUAAGUUCAACAGUGCUGUCAUCAGUUCCGUGCACUGAACCAAUGGAUGUUGCCAUACUCCUCGAUGGCAGUGACAAUGUUGGAGAGGCACAAUUUGAAGAAAUGAAAACAUUUGUGAAAUCCUUUAUUGGGAGAAUCCAAACAGGGGUAGAUGCCACUCAUAUCUCCAUCCUGCAGUAUGGGAAGAUCAACACACUGGAAAUUGCUUUUGAUGAAAAUCAAGAGAAGGAAAAUCUUCUACUUCUGAUUGACAAUAUCCAGCAAAGGGAGCCAGGGCCAAGUCAAAUAGGAAAAGCACUCUCCUUUACUGUGCAGAAUGGAGUUACGGAGGCGAAAGGAGCCCGAGUUGGUGUACCGAAGAUUGCUGUAGUGAUAGCUACUGACAUCUCUAAGGACAGUGUUGAUUGGGCAGCACAGGAAGCAAUCGUAACAGGUGUUACAGUGAUCCCAAUAAGAAUAGGGCAAAAAUAUGACGAGCAACAACUUUUAACCUUAGCGGGGCAAAAUCCAAAUAACAUCAUUCACCUGGGUGAAUUGGAAGAUCUUGCCAUGAAGGUGACACUUAGUGAUGAGUUUAUAGAAAAAGUCUGUGCAGCGACUAUACCUCAGGAAUGCAUUGAUGACAAGGGGAAUCGGCGACAGGCUGGAGAGAGGUGGAUGUUGCCUGAUAAGUGUCACAGCUUCAUGUGCAAACCAAAUGGAGAAGUUCUUUCCGUGAAUCAUAAAGUAAACUGUGAGAAGCUACAUAAACCGACCUGCAGCAACAACCUUCCCAGCAUCAAGGUUGAGGAAACGUGUGGCUGUCGGUUUGAAUGCCCCUGUGUAUGCACAGUGACUGCAAAAACACUGAUUUCUACUUUUGAUGGGCGCGAGUUCUCAUUAACUGGAAGCUGCUCUUACAUGUUACUACAAGUUGAAAGUCAAGAUACAAAAAUAAUCAUUCAUAAGGGCCCAUGUCACUUGGUUGCCAAUGAAAACUGUAUCAAAUCAAUUGAAAUAAAGCAGUUCAAUACUGUGACUCUGUUACAUGAUAAUAUGACAGUUUCAGUCAAUGGAAAAUUAGCCUUUCUACCUCUAAUUGUUGGGAACAUGGAUAUCAUUGACCAUGGGUCCAGCAGCUUUGUAGCAAAUAUCCCAGAUUUGGGGUUAAUUCUUGUCUACAGUCCAUUGAACAAUCUUUUUGGCCUUUGGAUUUCUCCUACCUUGUUCUUUGCCAAAGUAUCUGGACUUUGUGGAACAUGUGACAAUGAACAGUUAAAUGACUUUGAACUCCGGGAUGGUUCUGUAGCUGAAGAAAGCCUCACCUUUAUAAAUGAUUGGACUCUGAAAGAAUCGAUAUCACAGAGUUGUGUCGAACAAGUGCCAAAGGAACUGGAAUGUGUAAGGCCAGGGGACGAGUGCAGCAUUCUGCACUCUUCAGUAUUUGAUGAAUGCCACAAAGUAGUUGAUCCACAGCCAUACCUCAGACUGUGCCAACAGAAGGUCUGUAAUGGCAGUGACAUCUGUGACUCCAUCUCAGCGUACAGCUUCAGGUGCAAACUUCUGGGCAUCUGCGUCAAGUGGAGGUCGAAUGAUUUUUGCCCUAUCCAUUGCCCCAACUCGCUCGUAUAUGAACCUUGUGGGGUAGAUUGCAUCCGCCAUUGUGAUAGCAUUAUGCAAAAGAACACCACGCAUUGUCUGACUUCUCCAACUGAAGGCUGCUUCUGUCCGGAAGGGAAGGUGCUAUUGAAAGGAAAAUGUGUCACUGUUGACGUGUGCACUCAAUGUACUGAUGAUCAGCAAACCCCUCAUCAGCAUUUGGAUACUUGGAUACCACAUGACAAACCUUGCCAGUUGUGCAUGUGUUUAGACAACAGGCAGAUCAACUGCACGAACAGACCAUGUCCCACUGUGACAGUCCCAGUGUGUGGGCCGUGUGAAAAACCAAUAUUACAGCGGAACGCUGAUGAGUGCUGUCCACAGUAUGUGUGUGUUUGUGAUUUGCUAGACUGUGACCUGAAACAUCCCCCAAUAUGUGAGGAUGGAAGUUCUCAAUCACUGAAAAAUCCAGGCGAAUGCAGGCCAAUUUAUGAAUGUGUCUGCAAUAGGAACCAAUGCGGAGGCAAGCCUGUAAAAUGCCCACCUCACCGAUCACUGUCUGUUAUAAAGACUCAGUGUUGUGACAAAUAUGAAUGUGUUUGCAGUUGUAACAAUGAAAUAGCAAGCUGCCGUACUGGAUACUCAGUCAAGUCAGUAAUAAAUGACUGCAACUGCACCACAUCCUAUUGUGAACCUAAUGAGGUUUGCAUUCACAAUGGUGUUGUCCAUAUGACUGGAAGGACCUGGGAGGAGUCUUGCCAGGAAUGUUCUUGCACUGACAGGAAGGACAUCAUCACAGGGCUUUAUGAGGUGCAGUGUCAUACUAAAACCUGCAACAAAGAUUGUCCAACUGGAUACGUCUACAGAGAAGUGGAAGGUGCAUGCUGUGGAAAAUGCAAGCGCUCAGUCUGUGAAGUAAAUGUUUUUGGAAGAGGUGAUGCAAAUCCACAGAAAGUUGUACAUCGAGCUGGAGAGCAAUGGACAUCCCCGGACAAUCCAUGUAUCACACUGGAAUGCAUGGAGCUCAAUGGAGAAGUGAUUCUGCAUAAAAAGAAUAAGUCCUGUACCCAUAUUGAUGUACCGAAAUGUCCUCUUGGCUAUGAGCUGAAGUGUGACAGAGUCAUAAAUUGUUGCCCAAUGUGCCAAUGUGUUCCAGGCAAUGUUUGCAUCCUGAAUGGAACCAGCAUUGGGGCAGGAGACUCUGUGAAGAUAGAUGACUGCACCAAUUGUCAUUGCUUAGAAGAAGCAGACAAAUUGACAAAUGCACAUUCACUCCAGUGUAGAACAGUGCGUUGCAAAGCUUGCCCUGAUGGGUACAAAGUGAAGAAAGAGAAAGGUUCUUGUUGUGGAAUAUGUCUGGCUACAAGGUGCAUUAUCAGUCUGGCGAAUGGGACACUGGUUAUGUUAAAGGCAGAUGAAAGUAUGCAAGAUAACUGUGACUCAUACAGAUGUAAAGUAAAUGAAGGAGGAGAGUUUUCCACAGAAAAGCGAACCACACUGUGUACUCCGUUUGACAAGGAAGAAUGUAAAUCUGGAGGGGGUGAAAUUAUACGUGUGGAUAAUUCCUGCUGCUUCACCUGCAAGUCCACGUCACAGCAGUGUAAAAAGAUAACUGGAAUAAUUAAACACAUUAGGAUUGAUGACUGUAUGACUGAGGGAGAAGUUAACAUGCAUUAUUGUGAGGGGCACUGUCUAAGUAAAACUGCCUACUCCAUAGAGAAGGAUGACAUGCAGAAUGAAUGCACCUGUUGUUCAGCAACAGCAUCGACACCCAUGCUAGUGCCGCUGAGAUGUCAGAAUGGGACUGUGAUACAACACAAAGUAAUUGACAUGCAAGAAUGUGCAUGUGUUGCUCAUAACUGUGAGUGAAUGCAGUAAACAUGUAAAAGGCAGUCACUGGAUUUACUGUUUGAUCCAGAACUGUAUUAUUUCAAGUUCAGUGUUGAGCUUAGUGGUCUUGCCAUUUCGCAAAUAAAAGUUCUCCACCUAAUGUUAUUUCUUACUAUGAAAAUGUUCCUUGGUACAUAUGAUUAAUUGCAAAAUCUUGAUUUAUUGCUGUAUUAACAAUUCUGAAUUAAUGUCUUACUGAUCAUAUAAAAUGUAAUGGUUUUGAAUUUACUCAAAAGAAGACAAUAAAUCUUUAUCAGUUGUGUAGAACCAUAAAA
This is a messenger RNA of Carcharodon carcharias (great white shark), 8893 nucleotides long. It is a transcript of the gene vwf, whose product is annotated as von Willebrand factor. Gene Ontology annotation, molecular function: protein binding. Gene Ontology annotation, cellular component: extracellular matrix. Gene Ontology annotation, biological process: cell-substrate adhesion; blood coagulation. Bases 126 to 8597 code for a protein of 2823 amino acids. The record is from RefSeq and is a predicted model, not a curated record. Lineage: Eukaryota; Metazoa; Chordata; Chondrichthyes; Lamniformes; Lamnidae. The transcript has 52 exons.